Hydra vulgaris (swiftwater hydra) is the source of this 1102-nucleotide messenger RNA. RefSeq names its product sodium/potassium-transporting ATPase subunit beta-1. Gene Ontology annotation, cellular component: sodium:potassium-exchanging ATPase complex. Gene Ontology annotation, biological process: intracellular potassium ion homeostasis; potassium ion import across plasma membrane; intracellular sodium ion homeostasis. The record is from RefSeq and is a predicted model, not a curated record. Gene Ontology annotation, molecular function: ATPase activator activity. NCBI's taxonomy places the organism in Eukaryota, Metazoa, Cnidaria, Hydrozoa, Anthoathecata, Hydridae.
AGUUCCUUAUGUUUAUGUAUAUAUACAUAUACUUUAUGUAUACGUAUACGAAGUUGCAAAAACUGCGCUAUGGAUGUAAGUAAAGGCGAAAACAUAGAGUAAUACCAACAAAACAAAGAAGCAAUAACCGGUUUUAUGACGUUUCGCGCUACAAUUGAAAGUUUUUAUUUAAAAAAUGUCAACCGAAAAUAUAAAGGCCGGAGCUGCUGCUCCAAAAAAAUCUUUUGGUCAAAAAUGUAAUGAUGGCUGUCAAAGUUUUGGAAAGUUCAUGUGGAAUAGUCAAACUCGUGAGUUCAUGGGUAGAACUGGUAUCAAUUGGGCUAAAAUUGGAUUGUUUUAUUUAAUUUUCUAUGGAUUUUUGGCUGGUUUUUUUGCUGCUAUGCUAGCUAUUUUUAUAACUACAUUAAAUCCAGUGGACGGUGAAGGGGGACCUACUCUUACACAGUUUAUUAAAAAUCAACCAGGCUUAACCAGACUUGACACUGGUUCUAAUAGUCUACGAUCUUAUAAUGUUAAUGAUACUACUUAUCUAGAAGCAUAUAGUAAAUUCAUGAACAGUUUUCUUGCUGGAUAUGAUAAUAUCACCACUGAAGAUUGUUCAAUUACAGAGCGUAAACCAAUUCCAGCUGGUCAACCACCUUGCCGUUACCCGUACCGAAAUCUUUUAAAAGGUUGUCUUAAUGAUUCUUUUGGGUUGGCUGUAGGAAAGCCUUGUGUUUUUGUGCGUAUGAACAAGGUAUUCAAUUGGGUUCCUCAACCUAUUGGGAAUUCUUUAUAUCUAAAUCUUACUUGUUCGAAUAAUGUUAAAGUUUUUCCACCCGGUUUUUUGAUAAGUGCUUUUCCAUUUCGUGGUCAGAAAGGAUACAUUCCUCCUAUCGUUGGUGUACAGCUAGAUGGUACCGAUACAUCUACUACAUGUUAUAUUAAUGGUGUUGGUACAUCAGUAUCUAAGUCUACUGCCCCAGAGCAAGCAUACGGAAAAAUUCUAAUAGGCGGUGUUACUGCUAAAAGUACUUAAUGUAAUCUUCUAUCAGUAUACAUUAAUCGACACUUUUUUGAAACAUUUGUACGCAUUUAUUCGUUCGAAAUCUGACGCUUUUAA